This is a messenger RNA of Aspergillus chevalieri, 2391 nucleotides long. RefSeq lists its product as uncharacterized. The coding region runs from base 1 to 2391 and encodes 796 amino acids. NCBI's taxonomy places the organism in Eukaryota, Fungi, Ascomycota, Eurotiomycetes, Eurotiales, Aspergillaceae. The transcript has 2 exons. The record is from RefSeq and is a predicted model, not a curated record. Gene Ontology annotation, cellular component: nucleus. Gene Ontology annotation, biological process: rRNA processing.
AUGGCAACAACGUCUUUGCGCGCGGUCACGCAUCGCUUGACCACUACGCCUGUUCAGCAAUUGCCUCUAAUUGCUUCGUUUUUGGCAACAUCGCUGAGCGAUUGUGGAGAGCUUCUGUCUGCGCCUCAGAACCAGAAGACUGGCAAGUCCGAUUCGGAUAACGCUGUUCAGAUCCAUAAGCUCAAGACCCGUCUCGGGAGUCUGUUGCAGGACAGGACCUUCGAAGGCCGAUGGACUGGUGUUGUGCUAGUGAAAGCGACUGUGGAAGCCGGACAAUGGGAGGUUCUCCGUGGAUGCGAACCUUUGGUGCGCAGCUUGAUUGCGAUUUUGGCGAAACCGGACCCCGUUACCACGAAGAAGAUGUGCAUUAUUACAUUGACGCGCAUUUUUCACCUUACCUACCAGUACCCCACGCUUGUUCGUGAGAUCACGACACCAUCACUGCCGGGUUUCAUUACAUCCAUUCUGAACCUUGUGUCCGUUAAGCCGUCUUCCGAACCGAUCAGAAAACUGCGGCCCAGCACACCAUUCCUGGAAAUUGUCCUUCAUGCGAUCUUGGAACUGAUCGCGAGGCACCCGACAAUCUUUCGUCCAUUCUCUGCGCAAAUUCACAGCUUGCUUCAGGCGAUCAUUGGCUCUACCUCACCUACAUACCCCGAACCAGUGGUGGAACUCGCGCAGCGAUUGUUCAUCUCUCUGCACAAUUGCGCGCCAAAAAACUCUUCCGGGGAUGAAUGGAGGAAUGCGACCAUGUUUACAAUCUCUUCCAUCCAUAGAGCAUCAGACUACGUUUUCAGAGGUAUCAUUGAGCAGUGGGAAUCUGUGGAUCCGAAUUUGCGACAAGCUGCAGCACCGCAGGAUUACACUCAAGAGGCGGGAGACGACGGACCAGACCCGUUGGGACUGUCUGAAUGGCGUGGGAUCCAUUCUGGUGUGGACAGGAUACUUGCGCUUUUGCGACUUUUAUCUACCUUCUUCUCGACGCCUACGGCUUCAGCGGUCUCUAUUCCCAUGGGCCAGAUUCUGGAUUUGACAUCACGUCUGACAUCGGUCGUUGUGCCAACAGAAAGCGGGGAUGUCCAGGCCAACCCGCAAAUCAGUCGGGAAGAGAGGGAAAGUCUGUGGACAGAGCUUCCUCGUAUUCACACUGCUUGUAUGAAGCUCCUCGAGAGUGCUGUGAAUGCCCUGGAGACCGGUACCUUGUCUGUUGCACAGACCAUCCUGGAGCAAGGAGCCUGGGUCUUCCGCGCAGAGAAGUUCAGCAGAAAGGUUCGUGUGUCCAUGUAUGGCCUGGUCCGUUCCUUUCUGCCGAUCGUGGGGCCAUCCAUGACGAAGCAGACUGUUUCUUCUCUGACGGAGCUGUUCCGAACAUGUUGCGUUGACCUCUUGCCGCCAGUCGAUGAUUCAAGCUCCUCUGCAGGAUUGUCUACCGAUGCGAAGGGAAAGUCUAAAGCGAGUCAAGUCACUGUGAACGCAGACUCGUUCUUGAAUUCCGGAAAACAAGGCCGCCAGGCGAAGCAAGGUCCUUCGUUCCCUGAACUCAAGCGCGCAGCAUCAGAACUCCUUCCCGUCAUCCUCACCUACGUCCCGACGGAGCUUCUUGCGCCCUCCCUACGGGCCGAGAUUGACCGUACGAUCAUCCUGACUGCGGACAAAAACGCCAUGCUUUCAAGUGUUCUGAACCCGCUUCCCGCCGUGAGAGGCCGCGGAGCCGGAUCCAGUAUCAUACCAUUCUUGGUCCGAAGCUACACGGACGAGAUGGAAGUGGAAAGCCUUGUUAGACCCCGGAUGCCCGUGUUGAUGAGCACACCUGAUGUGAACGGCACUGUUGUCGUUGAUGAUGACGAAGACGAGGAUGAAUACAUGUCUAGACCUGGGUAUCAGCUUACCUCUCAGAGCACUGGUUUUCUUAGAACGUCUCCUCCACCUGCGGCCGCCAUUUCCAAUAACCUGGCAGCGAGCGUUGAAACUUCCCAGACGUACACACCCGCACCCGCACCCAUACCCUCUUUAAACAAGCGAGUCUACGAGGAACCCACUCUCCAGGCUCCCGUGGCUCAGCCCGCAGAAAAGAAAGAAGAUGCACAAGUCAAACGAGCACGCUUCGAAAAAGAUAUCUCCGCUGCUUCUGCUCCCGCCCAGCCAUCCCUGGCGAAAGAAUCCCCGGCUACUUUCACAGGCGCGCCCGCUAUCCCUGUGGAACAGUCCUCGGUGACAAAUGCGUCAGCACCUCAACCUGUGCAGACUGCGACUUCUUUCCCGAAGCCAGUCCCCGCGACUAAUCCCGAUGUGAAGACACCUGCUACGGGUGAGGAGGAAAGUGAUGACGAAAUGCCGACUUUGAACCUGGAGUCUGACACCGAUGAUGAAGAUGAAGAGAUGGAUGGGUGA